Molecule: messenger RNA, 1050 nt
Organism: Humulus lupulus (European hop)
Lineage: Eukaryota; Viridiplantae; Streptophyta; Magnoliopsida; Rosales; Cannabaceae
Exons: 3
Coding region: 1-1050 (349 amino acids)
Source: RefSeq, a predicted model, not a curated record
AUGAUCCACAACUUCCAAUUCAAGACAAAAAGAUCUGAACCAAGAGAGUACCUGGUAACCUGUGUGGAUGACAAUUGUAACUGGUUACUUAGAGCUUCAAAGUUCAGGAAAACAGAAACAUUUAAAAUCAGAAAGUAUGUAAAAACUCACACCUGCUCCUUGGAUAUCAUUAUGGAAGACCACAGGCAGGCUAAUUGCAAUGUCAUUGGGGAACUAAUAAAAUCAAAAUACAUGUUAAUAAAGAGAGUACACACACCACAUGACAUAAUCAACGACAUGCUAGAUGAUUUUGGUGUUUCAAUGGGGUACCAAAAAGCCUGGAGAGCAAGAGAAAAAGCUUUAGAAUUGGCAAGGGGAAACCAAGAUGAUUCAUACCAAAAACUUCCCAUCUACCUUCACAUGCUAAAAGUCUCGAACCCAGGUACAAUUACACACCUGGUUACAGACAAUACAGAUCACUUCAAAUAUAUGUACCUAGCAUUUGCAAAUUCCAUCAAAGGAUGGAACCACUGUAGGCCAAUCAUUGUGAUAGAUGGAACUUACUUGAAGACAUCAUUUGGGGGAACUUUAUUCACUGCUUCAACAAUGGAUGCUAACAACAACAUAUUCCCAUUAGCCUUUGGAAUAGGAGACUCUGAAAAUGAUUCAUCAUGGUUAUGGUUUUUCACAAAGCUGGAGGAGACAUAUGGAGAAAGAGAAGGUAUGGCAAUCAUUUCAGACAGGCAUAAAAGCAUAGAAAAUGCUAUAGACGAUGUAUACCCAAAAGCUUUCCAUGGAGCAUGCAUAUUCCACCUAUGCCAUGCUCCAACAAGAAGAUAUACAAUGAUGACAUCAAAUAUAGCUGAAUCAAUAAAUGCUGCAUUGAAAGCUGCAAGAACGCUGCCAAUCACUACAAUGAUGGAGGGCCUUCGAAGUUUAGUUCAAAAAUGGGUAUGGAAAAAUGGUAACGAAGCAAACGGAACAUUCACACAAGUAACAACAGAUACUGAAACUGUGCUUAGAGAAAACUUUAUUCGUGCCAUUAAAUUUCAAGUACAUGACAUAUAUUGA